UCCAUUCUCCCUUUCUUUGUGUUCGUUUCUCUUUUCUUAUUCUGUUUCUUUAGGUUUAUGGUUUUAGAGUGAUCUGCUUUAGUUGGCCUGUGUGCAAGGCUUUAGAGAUCUGUUAUAGACUUCUAGUUGUUUCCCUUGAUCAUGCUGUCUUAUUGUUGCUUGUCAUAUAGUAACCUGCUUAGGCUGGAUCUAGAGAAAAUUAUGCAGAUCAUGUCACUAUCAAUACUAAAUUAGUGUUCGAGAUUUGAUUAGCAUGCAAUAGUUCUUUUGAUCUCUGGUGUAAAAGUUUGCAUCUUGAAGAAAAACGAAUGCUUUUUCUUGGUGUCUGUUGUUUUCACAAAAGCAAGCUCUUCUUUUUUUAAAUGGUCAAGUUUUUUUUCCCCAACUUAAACCGUGGAGAAGUUCAGUUCUAAUUUUUCUUUUUUUUCUUGUCAAAACUUCUUGUCCAUUUUCAGGGUCAAAAUAUUUAACUUUUCCAAGAGGAAUUUUCUGGCUACCUUCUUUUGACGAUUCCUUCACAUGUGUUUCUUGGAGAAUUGUUUCUCUGCUCUGCUUUAUUCUUGUUGCAGGAAAGUCUUUCCUUUUUGAUCAAUAGAAAAACAGUUCUUCCUUCUCUAAUCAACCUAGUUAUUAAAUAGGAAAGUGUGUUUGAUGUUCUCUGCUGUUCUCCACAGCCCACAGGUCCUUAAAAAUAACCCAUUAUUGAUAUUGGACCCUCGUCUUUAUAUCUGCUAAUUGUCACAAAGUUCUGGUUCUGUUGGGCGCACUUACUAGAUUGUUAUAUGGGAAGUGACCAAUAGAUCUUUAACAAUUUCUUGCUGCUAUAUUUAAGACAGUAUUCUUAGUUCAACAAUUCACUCAAAUCAAAUAUUAAUUUAAUGUGAUUGGUGAGGUGAUAGGUUUCAUUUUUUUUCCCUUCUAGAAACAGUGAUUUUGUUGGGUUUUGACUACAGGGUAUUUCUAACAUUUUCUGAUCAGAGCUAUGGCUGAACGUGUUAUCACUCGCGUUCACAGCAUCCGUGAACGUUUGGAUGAGACACUUUCUGCUCACCGCAAUGAAAUCGUGGCCUUACUCUCAAGGAUUGAAGGCAAGGGCAAAGGAAUUCUUCAGCACCACCACAUCAUUGCUGAGUUUGAGGCAAUCCCAGAGGAGAACAGAAAGAAACUAUUGGAUAGUGUUUUUGGCGAAGUUCUGAGAUCUACACAGGAAGCAAUUGUUUUGCCUCCCUGGGUUGCUCUUGCUGUGCGCCCAAGGCCUGGUGUCUGGGAGUACAUUAGAGUGAAUGUCCAUGCACUUGUUGUUGAGGAGCUGCGUGUUGCUGAGUAUCUGCACUUCAAGGAAGAACUUGUCGAUGGAAGUGUCAAUGGCAACUUUGUGCUAGAGUUGGACUUUGAACCAUUCAAUGCAUCUUUCCCUCGUCCAACUCUUUCUAAGUAUAUCGGUAAUGGUGUGGAGUUUCUUAACCGUCACCUUUCUGCAAAAUUGUUCCAUGACAAGGAGAGCUUGCAUCCUCUGCUCGAGUUUCUGAAAGUCCACUGCCACAAGGGAAAGAACAUGAUGCUGAAUGACAGAAUUCAUAACUUGGAUUCCUUGCAAUAUGUUCUGAGGAAGGCCGAGGAGUAUCUUACUGCAUUGUCCCCUGAGACUCCAUACUCUCAAUUCGAGCACAAGUUCCAGGAAAUUGGCCUGGAGAGAGGUUGGGGUGAUACUGCUGAGCGUGUGCUAGAGAUGAUCCGACUUCUUUUGGAUCUUCUUGAGGCACCAGACCCCUGCACUCUUGAAACAUUCUUGGGAAGAAUCCCAAUGGUCUUCAACGUUGUGAUUAUGACCCCUCAUGGAUACUUUGCCCAAGACAAUGUUUUGGGGUAUCCUGACACUGGAGGCCAGGUUGUUUAUAUCUUGGAUCAAGUCCGUGCCUUAGAGACAGAAAUGCUUCACCGAAUAAAGCAGCAAGGACUUGAUAUCACCCCCCGCAUUCUCAUAAUUACUCGACUUCUUCCUGAUGCAGUAGGAACCACUUGUGGUCAACGUCUAGAAAAAGUGUUUGGAACAGAGCAUUCAGAUAUUCUCCGAGUUCCUUUUAGAACUGAGAAGGGAAUUGUUCGUAAAUGGAUCUCACGAUUUGAAGUGUGGCCCUAUCUAGAGACUUACACUGAGGAUGUUGCCACUGAAAUCGGUAAGGAGUUGCAGGGCAAGCCUGAUCUGAUCAUUGGAAAUUACAGUGAUGGAAACAUCGUCGCCUCUUUGUUAGCACACAAAUUAGGUGUUACCGAGUGUACCAUUGCCCAUGCUCUAGAGAAAACAAAAUAUCCGGAAUCAGAUAUCUACUGGAAGAAGUUUGAUGAGAAGUACCAUUUCUCAUGCCAGUUUACAGCUGAUCUUAUAGCAAUGAAUCAUACAGAUUUCAUCAUCACCAGCACAUUCCAAGAAAUUGCUGGAAGCAAGGACACCGUUGGUCAAUAUGAGAGCCACACAGCUUUCACCCUUCCCGGCCUCUACCGUGUUGUUCAUGGUAUUGAUGUCUUUGAUCCCAAAUUCAACAUCGUCUCCCCUGGUGCUGAUGAGAGCAUAUACUUCGCCUACACUGAGGAGAAACGUAGGUUGACCUCUUUCCAUCCAGAAAUUGAGGAGCUGCUUUUCAGCCCUGUUGAGAAUGAAGAACACUUGUGCGUGCUAAAAGAUCGCAACAAGCCAAUUAUAUUCACCAUGGCAAGGCUGGACAGAGUUAAGAAUUUAACUGGCCUUGUAGAAUGGUAUGGAAAGAAUGCCAAGCUACGUGAAUUGGCUAACCUUGUAGUAGUUGGUGGUGAUAGAAGAAAGGAGUCUAAAGAUUUGGAAGAGCAAGCAGAGAUGAAGAAAAUGCAUGGUCUUAUUGAGAAAUACAAUUUGAAUGGCCAUUUCAGAUGGAUUUCUUCUCAGAUGAACAGGGUGAGGAAUGGAGAGCUCUACCGUUUCAUUUGUGACACAAAGGGUGUUUUCGUGCAGCCUGCAUUAUACGAGGCUUUUGGUCUGACUGUUGUUGAGGCCAUGACCUGUGGUUUGCCAACCUUUGCUACUUGCAAUGGUGGCCCUGCUGAGAUUAUUGUGCAUGGAAAAUCUGGCUUCAACAUUGAUCCUUACCAUGGUGGUCAGGCAGCUGAACUCCUUGUUGACUUCUUUGAGAAGAGCAAGGCUGACCCAUCUCACUGGAACAAUAUCUCCCAGGGAGCCAUGCAACGUAUACAAGAGAAGUAUACCUGGCAAAUAUAUUCUCAGAGGCUAUUGACCCUCACUGGUGUAUAUGGCUUCUGGAAACAUGUAUCUAAGCUUGACCGUCGUGAGAGCCGGCGCUACCUUGAAAUGUUCUACGCCCUCAAGUACCGCAAAUUGGCUGAAUCAGUUCCUCUAACUGUUGAGGAUUAAGUGGAACCACAUAACUCGAGGGAACCUGGGUGGUUCGAGUGUGAGUUUUGCGAGUUCUUAGGGUUCAAGCGGGAAGUUUCAGAGGUGUGAAGAAUAAUGGUCAUUUCACAAUUGUGAUUGAACAAGAUGGAAUUUCCAUCGCUUCAUUUUGUACUUUUCCCUUUUUUUCCCUUCACCUUUUGCGGCAUUGUUUGAACGUUGGCUAUUGAGCCCCUUCAUCAAUUGCAGUAAAGAUUGCGUCUUUUUGCUUCA
This is a messenger RNA of Hevea brasiliensis (rubber tree), 3655 nucleotides long. Its product is annotated as sucrose synthase. Lineage: Eukaryota; Viridiplantae; Streptophyta; Magnoliopsida; Malpighiales; Euphorbiaceae. Gene Ontology annotation, molecular function: sucrose synthase activity. Bases 983 to 3403 code for a protein of 806 amino acids. The record is from RefSeq and is a predicted model, not a curated record. Gene Ontology annotation, biological process: sucrose metabolic process. The transcript has 14 exons.